AUGUUGCAGCUCCGCUCAUGUCCCCUUUUCCACGCCGCUCAGCCAAUGCUCAACUGCCAUCCCCUGUGCUACCAGCUCGUCAAUGUCACCUACAUGGCGCAAACUCAACCCUACGCGCUGCAGUUGUCCAGCAGCACAUCGCAGCAACUCACGUCCCGCUUGACGCUGCGCAUCAUGGACAUUGUCAAGGCCGCCCAGGCCCAGACAGCUAUCGAGGAUUGGCACAAAUCACACCCGGACCAAACCAUGCUCGAAUACGUGCAACACAUGUCCCAGUCUGUGGACCACAUUCAGAUUGGCCACGAGGCGGAUCAGCACCUGGGUUGUAUCUCCUUUGACUGGGAAGGGCGCCAGCGGGCCAGCUUUGGCUUUCAGAUCAACUGUCUUAGUACUACCUUUGUAUCUGGGCGAGGCGGACAGGCUGGUGUGACGCUGGCAUUGCGCGUUGACACGGCUCUCAAGGCCUCCGGCGUUCCCGUACACUCUUGUUUUUGUGCCAUCAAGGUCUUUGCUGGCAAGGGCAUCAUCCGCAAGCGUUUACAGUCAGAUCUGGCCAAGCUCACAAAGGCAGGUCUGGACAUUGCCAAGUAUGACGAGGUCGUAGUCUUCUCCGAAACUUCUGUACCGUCGAUACUGCCCGAACCCAUCACGCUACGCCCUCUAGCCCCGUCCGCGGUUCCUCCACAAACACUGGCAGCCACCUCCAGCCUAAAUACUGCCGCGCCCGUGAAUCCAAGCCUAUACCUACCGAGCAGCAACUCGACACAGGCCCACCCACGGCCACACGACGCAGCACAAGCUCUACCUACCGAAGUCGCCGGCGCUUCUGUUCCCGAUCAGCACUCAACCCCAUCGCUAGCGAUACCCUCCGGGAACUGGACCUUAAACUCGCCAUCACCACAGCCUCACAUGAUACCCGAGCGCCUUUUCGUCGGGGCAAACAAUAUCGCUGUCUCACCAAACCAGCAGUCAUCUUUACCUUCCAAUUCGACCGCGUUAGCAGCAUCAAACCAUUCGGCGCAAGCGCGCGAUCAAGGUGGCGAGCCCAUCCCGGGUGCUGGAAACCACAUGAUGCCUACAGCAGCACCCCUGGAUCAAAACUUGCAGGCCUUGAGCAUUGAUCAGGCCUCCCACUUAUUUCAGGACCUGGCAGAUAACGAUCUUCUUGAUCGGCUUUCGCUGGAUUCGCUCCGCUCGGGCCACACGUCUAGCCGUUCCGUGGGGCCGGCACCCGCACAUUCACCGUCCAAUAUGCAGUUGCCCCCUACCUCCAGCGUAUCCCUGAUGGCAGACGUGGCGGCAGCAUUGCCGCCGCCGCAGGAUCGCACCCACCGAGCACAGUCGUCACCCAUGCGUCCCAGUGACCCUGUGACGCUCACAGCACAGAGCACAACCGACGAUGUACAGCGGUGGCUUUUUCACAAUCACUUUCAUCACUUUUUACAUGACCUUGAACAUUAUGAUGGAUCUGUUUUAAUGGGUUUGGAUCAAAAAGAGUUGAUCACAAUUUGUGGUACGGCCGAAGGCAUUCGAAUGCAUUUUCUGCUGCACAAGAAGAAUUCGACACGGUAA
Messenger RNA from Monosiga brevicollis MX1, 1572 nucleotides. RefSeq lists its product as uncharacterized. NCBI's taxonomy places the organism in Eukaryota, Choanoflagellata, Craspedida, Salpingoecidae. Gene Ontology annotation, cellular component: nucleus. Bases 1 to 1572 code for a protein of 523 amino acids. Gene Ontology annotation, biological process: regulation of transcription by RNA polymerase II. Gene Ontology annotation, molecular function: RNA polymerase II cis-regulatory region sequence-specific DNA binding; DNA-binding transcription activator activity, RNA polymerase II-specific. The transcript has 8 exons. The record is from RefSeq and is a predicted model, not a curated record.